UAAAAACCCGCAACACUUUUGCGGCCAGUGCCUCGCGAUGCCAGGCAAAGCCAAGAAGAAAAAACCAAAGAACAAUAAACCGAAAAACGGCGAGAAAAAAGGGAAGAAAAAGGGGGCGAAGGUGAAGAAAAGCGGCCGAAAAGGGCGCUCGAAAAGCGGAUGCAACGUUGAUAUUUUUACGGAGGUUGCAAUGGAAAACGCGUACGUAACUUGUCACAAUGUGCAGGAUCUGUUGAAGUGGAGAGGAUUUCCCUGGCCGGAUCUUCAGAAGAAGAAGAAGAAGGGAAAGAAGUAGAUUUAUGUUUGAGGUUUAAG
Messenger RNA from Brassicogethes aeneus, 315 nucleotides. The record is from the annotation of a GenBank genome assembly. Lineage: Eukaryota; Metazoa; Arthropoda; Insecta; Coleoptera; Nitidulidae.